AUAUCACUUUCAUUGUGACUUCUGAUUAGAUAGAGAGGUCUAAUUUAACCCAUUUAGUUUCAGUUUCAUAAACAUUUGGCUUAUGCUGACAUUGUUUGAAAGAGCAUCUGCUUUCAGAAGUUCUACAGAAUUUUCACUUCCUAAAGUUUUCCAGAAAUAAAGUAUAACUGCAGGCCUUUAUCAUCUAAGUUACUCUGGAAUGUUUUAUUUGUAACAGUAAUUCUGGCAACUGCUAAUUGGCUGCUUUUGAUGUUAUUGCAGGAUCCUAUUAACUCUUUGGAUGAUAAGUCUGAAAGCAGACUUUAUGUCGGAAACCUUGAUCUUAGAAUAUCAGAGGCUGCUCUUAUUAAGAUGUUUUCCCCCUAUGGGAAGAUUGUAGCUGAAGACUUCCUGUGGCACACUCGUGGUCCUAAGCGUGGGGAGCCACGUGGUUAUGCUUUUGUCCAAUUUAGUACUAAAGAGGAAGCUGUACUGGCCAAGGAGAAGAUGCAUGGAAAAUUAGUGUGUGGGCGACCUUUGGUUGUUAGGCUUGCCAGCGAGAAAUAUUUUAUGGAAGGGGCUGAAAGCUCUUUUGGAGCUGGUGGUGAAACGAGUAAAUCCAACUUUGUUUCUGGCUCUUCGGCGCAAAUGAGCAAGACUGCCAAAAUAGCUGCAAUUAAGAACAAAUUGAAGGCCAUGGAAGAAGAGAACCAGAACUCAAAAAGACCAAAAACAACGGACAAGCUCUCCGAUAGUUAAUGUCAGAUGAUGUCGAGCUCAGUAUACUGCUACAGUCCGUUGAGGUUCUCUUGUCCUCAUCGCCAAAAAAAACUCGUACUCAUAUUUUUCCGUCUUCAGAGUUACAAUAUAGAUAUCUUUGGAUCUUUGUAUUUAGAAAAUGCGAGGAUGAUAGUUAUAUUGGUUCAUAAACCUCCGUGCAGAGUGAUGUCAACUUUGUUUUCCUGGCAGAUAACUUCGGAUCUGCUGAUUCUCGUUGCGCACUUGGAUUUGAAAGCCAAACUUGGACAAUGAGCUUUACUGGUUUUAAACAUUAAAAGACAUACAUUACAUA
Messenger RNA from Nicotiana tabacum (common tobacco), 1051 nucleotides. NCBI's taxonomy places the organism in Eukaryota, Viridiplantae, Streptophyta, Magnoliopsida, Solanales, Solanaceae. The record is from RefSeq and is a predicted model, not a curated record.